Messenger RNA from Cyanistes caeruleus (blue tit), 1303 nucleotides. NCBI's taxonomy places the organism in Eukaryota, Metazoa, Chordata, Aves, Passeriformes, Paridae. The record is from RefSeq and is a predicted model, not a curated record.
AUGGUUGAUUCCUGUAAUGAAAAGCACAGUAUUCAAGUUGCUUCUCAGCAAGAAAAUGGUGAACCUACACUACAAGACAUGGCUGUACUUAUUGAACAAGUCACUGGAGUCCCAGUUCCUUUUCAGAAACUGAUAUACAAAGGAAAGUCUCUGAAAGAAUUGGAACAACCAUUAUCAGCACUUGGUGUUAAAAACGGUUGCAAAGUCAUGUUGAUUGGGAAAAGGAAUAGUCCAGAAGAGGAGGCUGAAUUAAAGAAGUUAAAAGAUUUGGAGAAGUCAGUGGAGCAAAUAGCUAAUAAGUUAGAGGAAGUUAAUAAAGAGUUCACAAGUAUCCAGAAGGGAUUUUUAGCAAAGGAUCUCCAAGCAGAAGCACUAAAACAGCUGGACAAGAGGAUAAAAGGAACUGCAGAGCAGUUCAUGAAGACACUUGAACAGAUUGAUGCUAUUAAUUUACCAGAGAAUUUCAGUGACUGCAAACUGAAAAAGAAGGGGUUGGUGAAGAGGGUCCAGGUUUUUCUUGCCCAGUGUGAUACCAUUGAAGGGAAUAUUGGUCAAGAAAUGGACAAGCUACAGUCAAAGAAUUUGGCACUGGCAGAAUGAGGCAUCGCCUUACAUAAUUAGGAAACAUAAUUGCUCUAUGAGCAAGAAGAAAAGUUUGCUCUUUGUUUUGGAGCACAUAUCCAGUCCAGCUUCCUUUUUUUUUUUUUUUUUUUUUUUUUUUUUUUUUGGUCUUUUUCCCCCAGCCCAGUCUGUUAGACUGGUACCAGUCAAUCAUUUCUUGCUGGUUGUCUUGUUUGCCGCUUGGUUAGAACUAAUAUUUUGAAAAGAAAAUCCUUCCUGAAGAAUGGCUGAACUAAUCUUUGUGAAUUGUGUAUCUUAUGGAUGAUAAAAUAGUUUAGUUACACUAAGUUAUGAAGUUUUCAAUGGUGGGCAAAUGUCUGAUAUAUCUUUGAAUUUAUUUACAGCUCAAAUCAAAGAAGGUCUAUAAUCGUACAAGUGCCGUAAGUUGCAGUUGUAGGACUUCAGCUUGAUUGAAAAAGGCAAACUGAGACAACAUCUGGGAAAGUUGAACAUUCUAGUAGACAGUUCAGAGCAAUAAAAAACCCCUACGCAUUUGUAUCUACUUAAUGUUUGUAUGCAUUUAUAAAUAUAAGAAAGCUUGACUAUAAGGGAGUCGUACCUAUUUUAGCCUUAAAUUGUCAUAAUAAAUGGAAUGUACUGUAACAUGUAUGGUACUUAAUUUUGAGUGGUGCUUUAAGUUGUUACUGAGCUCCUUGAUACAGAUGUAUGUUUUUUACACAGA